Messenger RNA from Rhododendron vialii, 1766 nucleotides. RefSeq lists its product as uncharacterized. Bases 16 to 1599 code for a protein of 527 amino acids. Lineage: Eukaryota; Viridiplantae; Streptophyta; Magnoliopsida; Ericales; Ericaceae. The transcript has 2 exons. The record is from RefSeq and is a predicted model, not a curated record.
UUAAAGAUCAAGUUUAUGCUAUGUAAUUUGACAAUUACUAUCAUUUGCAAUCAAACAAGAAGGAUCACCAUAGAAAUGGAAGACAAACCCGAAUCUGCUGUUAAGGGAGGAGAGUAUGGGGAGAAGCAAGAACUUCACCUCAAAGUUGAGACAGAUAAAGAGGAAAUAAAAGAGUUGAAGAAAAAGGAGGAGGAGAAGAAGAUUGACAAGGAUGAAAAGGUUAAAAAGAAUGAGAAAGAGGGGAAAAAGGUGUUGGAAAAAGAAUGCGAGGAUAGUAUGGAUGGAGAGCAGAAGGGGCAUGGAGCCGUAAAAUCCCCGGAAAAAGAAGAAAAGAAGAAAGAGAAAAAAGACAAAGACAAGGGAAAAGAAAAGAAGAAGAAAGAUGAUGGCGGGGACUCAGAGGAAGGGGAGAAAGUGAAAGAGAAAGAGGACAAUAAGAAGAAGAAGAAGAAGGAGAAGAAGGAUAAAUCAGGUGAAUCGGAUGACAAAGAAGAUAUAAAGGUGGAGAAAAAAGAGGAAGGGGAGAAAGGGAAAGAGAAAGAGGAAAAGAAGAAGAAGAAGAAGGAUGGUGAAUCGGAUGACAAAGAAGAUAUAAAGGUGGAGAAAAAAGAGAAAAAGAAGAAAGACAAGGACUCAAAGGAGGAGCACGACGAAACAAUGAAAUGCAAAGAGGGAGAGCUGAGUGUCGACGAGGCAGAGAAACCCAAACACGGAAAGGAAGAGAUGCAUGAAGAGAAAGCAAAGAAGAAAAAGAAGCAUGAAGACUACGAUGAUAAGCAUGAAGCGAAGAAAGACAAGGAAGAGAAGAAGGGAAAAGAAAUGAAGAGUAAAGACAAAGAGCAGGUAGAGGGAGAAUCCAACGAGGAAACAGAAGAGGAGAUGGGAAAAGAAGGUAAAAAAGAGAAGAAGAAGAAAGAUAAGGAGAAGAAACACAAGAAGAAGCACGAAGAUGAUGCUGAGGAGGGGAAGUGUGAGGAUAAAGUUACGUCAAGGGAGAUUGAAAUACAGGAAAAUGGGCAGGGGUUGGAGGGGAAAGCAGAGGGUAGGAAAGAAGAAGGAAAUGGUGGUGAGAAAAAGAAGCCCAAAGAUGAUGACAAAACUGAAGGAAAGAACAAAGAGAAGAAGCAGCAUAAGCAGAAAAAGAUUGAAGGCAAAGAGGAUUUAGAGGAAGAAUUCAACGAGGAAACCGGAGAAGAGAAGGAGAAAGUAAAAGAUGACAAGGAGAAACGAGAUGAGAAGAAACACAAGGAUGGCAUAGACGCCGAAGUUCUGUCAAAGGACAUUGUGAAGGAAGAAAAUGUGAAGGACUCUGAGGGGGAAGUGGAAGGGAAGCACAAAGAGAGAGGGAAAAAAUGCAAGGGUAAGAAAGUCAAGGACAAGGUUGACAAGGGGGAGAAGAAGAGGAAACUUGAGGGAAAAUACAAGGGGAAGGAACUUGGCAAGCUUAAAAGUAAACUAGAGAAAAUCAAUGGGAAAAUCGAAUCGCUCCUGGAGAAAAAAGAAGACAUCAUGAAACUGAUUAAAGAGGCUGAGAAUGAGAGUCAGGUCAAUGGAGAGAAGCCCAAAGUUACUGAACAAACAAAUGCCGAGGCGGCGUAGUGAUUUGUGCGUUUUUUUCUUUCACGGAAUAAUGAUGUGUGGUGGAUGCAGCUUCAUUCUCUGCUCUUUUUCAGUUUAUUUUUGUAAUAUUUGGUGGUUUCUCAUGUAUGGGCUUGUGGAAUAAAAUGAAAUCUACGUUUAAAGACGAAUAAAUAGCAGUUUUGUCA